Messenger RNA from Gambusia affinis (western mosquitofish), 4391 nucleotides. Its product is annotated as S-adenosylhomocysteine hydrolase-like protein 1. The coding region runs from base 310 to 1962 and encodes 550 amino acids. Gene Ontology annotation, cellular component: cytosol. The transcript is spliced from 17 exons. Gene Ontology annotation, biological process: L-methionine cycle. Lineage: Eukaryota; Metazoa; Chordata; Actinopteri; Cyprinodontiformes; Poeciliidae. The record is from RefSeq and is a predicted model, not a curated record.
AAGUUUCUCAGCCAGGUGACAGUUGAGUCAGAAGGGAAACAGCACGGACACUGCCUACACAACCAAACUGGAUACAUAAAGAUUAUUUUAAUCUCCAAGCCAAAGUCAGUCACAGAUUAUUUGCUAUUAAUAUAGAUUACUGGAGUUUUUUUUCUAACGUCGUAAACCAUAAAAGUCUCCCUUCCGCCCUCUUUUGAACAGUGAGCAGCUAGUAGUAGCAGCAGAAGCCUAGGAUAUUUAACGUUAGCUCACCUCGUUACUUCAGCGGUCGUUGUAUUUCGGUCCAGGUAAGGUUCCACUGCUGCCAACAUGUCCGAGACAGCCGGGGAUGCGAAACCUGAGGUGAAGCAGGCGAGCAAAGAAGUGAAGGAGAGCGAAAAUGUCGCGGAAAAAUAUUCAGCCAUGACCGUGAGCAAGAACAGCGAAAUUAACAUGGGAGAGUUGUCGUCGGUGUUAAGCGCUGUGCCCACUCACAAACCAGUUAAAAAGCAAAUUCAGUUCGUUGAGGAAAAACAGGAGUUCAGCAGGUUUCCCACCAAAACAGGCCGCCGUUCCCUGUCCCGCUCCAUCUCGCAGUCCUCUACUGACAGCUACAGCUCCGCUGCGUCCUACACUGAUAGCUCAGAUGACGAGACUUCGCCUCGGGACAAAACACAAGUCAACUCGAAGGGCAGCAGUGACUUCUGCGUGAAAAACAUCAAGCAGGCUGAAUUCGGGAGACGUGAAAUUGAGAUAGCAGAACAAGAUAUGUCGGCGCUGAUCUCACUCAGGAAGAGGGCACAGAGUGAGAAACCUUUAGCGGGUGCCAAAAUCGUGGGCUGCACUCACAUAACUGCUCAGACUGCAGUGCUGAUUGAGACUCUGGUGGCUCUUGGAGCUCAGUGCCGUUGGACUGCUUGUAACAUUUAUUCAACGCAGAAUGAAGUUGCUGCUGCCCUGGCAGAGAGAGGCGUGGCUGCGUUUGCCUGGAAAGGAGAAUCUGAGGAUGACUUUUGGUGGUGUAUUGACCGCUGUGUCAACACUGAGGGCUGGCAGGCCAAUAUGAUCCUUGAUGAUGGUGGAGACCUGACACACUGGGUGUAUAAGAAAUAUCCAAAUGUCUUCAAGAAGAUCAGAGGCAUUGUGGAGGAGAGUGUUACUGGAGUUCACAGGUUGUACCAGCUUUCGAAAGCGGGGAAGCUGUGUGUUCCAGCCAUGAACGUAAACGACUCUGUGACAAAGCAGAAGUUUGACAACCUGUACUGCUGCAGGGAGUCCAUCUUGGAUGGUUUGAAGCGAACCACAGAUGUCAUGUUCGGAGGAAAGCAGGUGGUGGUUUGUGGGUACGGUGAGGUUGGAAAAGGUUGCUCUGCAGCUCUGAAGGCUUUGGGAGCUGUCGUCUACGUUACAGAGAUUGAUCCCAUCUGUGCCCUGCAAGCCUGCAUGGAUGGAUUCAGGGUCGUCAAGCUGAAUGAGGUCAUUCGCCUGGUCGAUAUUAUCAUCACAUGCACUGGGAAUAAAAACGUGGUGACCAGGGACCAGCUGGAUCGAAUGAAAAAUGGCUGCAUUGUGUGCAACAUGGGACACUCAAACACUGAGAUUGAUGUGGCCAGUCUACGGACUCCUGAGCUAACGUGGGAACGAGUCCGCUCUCAGGUGGAUCAUGUGAUCUGGCCUGAUGGCAAAAGGGUUAUCCUGCUGGCUGAGGGGCGCCUAUUGAACCUGAGCUGCUCCACUGUUCCCACCUUUGUCCUUUCCAUCACAGCCACCACUCAGGCAUUGGCCCUUAUAGAGUUGUAUAAUGCUCCAGAGGGACGUUACAAACAAGACGUGUACUUGCUUCCCAAAAAAAUGGAUGAGUACGUUGCCAGUUUGCAUCUGGCCACUUUUGAUGCUCAUCUGACAGAACUCACAGAUGAGCAGGCAAAGUAUCUGGGUUUGAAUAAAAAUGGCCCCUUCAAGCCAAACUACUACAGGUAUUAGGCUGCCACCACCACAGUCCGGACCAGCCCUACGUGGAUCUGUAUAUUUCUGAUAUUAGCCGAUCUCCUGGCAACACAUAGAUUUAUCUUUCUUGAAUUUUAUACUUUUCACAGGAGGAACAAGUUAUAUUUAGAUGCAUCUGACAUGCUGCUUCCUAUAAACGAUGCACGUGGCACUUAGCUGGCUACAAAAGGUUAAUGUAGUAAUUGCAGCACUUGGACAUCUGAUAGAUGUAUUGAAUGUGUUUCCUUACUUUCUGGUUCCUGUCUGAGAGCUACUUAGAGCUUUUCCAGUAAAAGGUGCCAAAUAACAGAGGGCUAGUGUGGUGAAAGACAAAGAACUAAAAACGAGAUAAACCUGUUUAGAGAGCCAAUUUAUUAUUAUUAUUUUUUUAGAUGUAUAUGAUUACUGUAUGAGAUUUCAUUCUGAAAAUAUGCAUGCUCGGAAUGCACCAAUUAAUAGCUCCUUCAGCUUAUUGAACCUUAAACUGGGUGUUUGAUUCUUUCAGUCACUUUUGUGCAUAAAACCGUGUGAAAACUUUCUGGGAUGUGCGCUGCCAUUAAAACGAUGAGUGGGGAAUAUUUUUCGCUCAAAGUGGACCAAAUGUGAGUUUACGUCCUGUUGCUGGACUUGUGUUUUUAAGGUAGCCAAAAUAAGCUUUAUUUGGGUAUAUUUAGUGUGGCUUGCUUGCAGAUGAGCCAUAGCAACUUAAAAAUAAAAACUUUUCUAAUAUUUCUACCACCUAGUGGCCAAAUAUAGCUCAGUGCUGCUUUAUUUUUUUUCUUUUCACAUAAUAACAUUUAUUCACAAGAAACAUUCCAUGAGAGGGAGAAGAAGUGCCCCAAUCUUUAGUAAUAUUAUGGUUCCUGCUUACCACAAUGAAUAAUUAGGAUUAUCAUCCCUGGAAUAAAACGUUUGUUUCAGUUAUGUUUUCUUCACCUAAGGGCAUUUGCAUAAUCUAAAUAUUUUUCUUACAAGAUUUAUUUCGUCUGAUUUUCAGUAUUUUGUUUAGUCACAACAUUUUGUUUUAAAAAAAUGCCCUUUUUAUAAUGGUACUAAAUAAAUACUAGAAGAGUUUUAAUACUGUGUUAGGUUCAUCUGACCUGAUAAAAGUUCAUGUUUAGAGAUAUAUAUUUCACUUUAAUUCUGCAGCAGAUAGAGCCGUCUUUAAAAAGUUAUAUUUAUAUAUAUAAAUAAAAAACCUACAGAAUUUAAAUGAAUGAAUUUAUAUAUAUAUUUAAGUUAUAUUUUUCUUUAGACCUGUUGCAGUACGGGUUUUAUUUUAUGGAGCAGGUGGCUCUGUGAUUUUGAUUAAUUUUUUGGGACAGGAAGAAUAAAAAAAAAUAAAAUGCUUUGCAAAAAACCCCAAACUUCUUUACAGCCAGUUGUAACCAAAUCUUUCUUUACACUUUGUGUCAUCUAACAAAAUCCUCAUGACAUUUGCCUCUUUCUAACAAUAAGCCAUAACUUACUUGUUAAUUUUAUUAUUUUUGAUAAAGCUGCAGGGUUUGGUGGUUGUUGUCCUGUCAAAACUCGUCAACACGUUUCAGUUGCCUGCAUUAUAUACUGCCAUACUUUGUGAUGACCGUAUUAUUGACUAUAUUACUGUCCGUUUAUGUUUGGUAUACUUUUAAAGUCAUGGUAAACAUGUUUACACUGUGGUUUCACCCUUUAGAAAUAUUCUUCUGCAAUAAGAUAUAAUUACUGUUAUUAAUGUUUUCACCUUUUAAUUAGCCGAUUUGAGUUCGUUUCACCCAUUGUUUGUUGAGGAAUAACUGAGAGCUUCUGUGAAGUGCUUACUUGUUUGCACUGACAGGUUUAAUGGAAUCAGAUUCAGGGACAGUCAAAGGAAUUAGAGAAAAUGAGUACUGUAACCACGGUGACUAUUGGUUGACAGUGCCUUGUAACUCAUUUAGUCAUUUGCAUUUAAAACAGAGUUAGUUUCCUCCAGAGUGUGACAGCUAUGCACCAAAACCCUCAUCCUUUCGUCAGUCUAAAGGAAUUUUAAUUUUCUGUAUUAGCAGCCCAGUUUAAUUGUUUUCAGUCUUUCUCAUAAAUGUAAAUUAUUUUACACACUGUUAACAUGUUGAAUAUUUUGAAAUGGUAGAUUUUCCCAUCUUAUUUAUUGUGAGAGCAGAUAGUUUUAUUUUCAUUGAAGCACCUGAAAACGUGUCUAUAAUCAAUUUAUCUGCUUUGACUAAUUAUAAUCACAUUAACAGUGUUUUAUGAUUGACACAAAUGAAUGUGAAUCCCAGCUACUGUCAUGUCGAGUCACACUGUGAUUUAAAAGGAGAAUGUCACAUUUGAAUUAAAGAUCCCUAAUCAUGUAAUGUCCUGCAUUUAACACAAGCUGUAGUUUAGUUUGAAUGAUUUCAUAAAUCUGCAUUUUGUUCUGCAUCUGUCCUGAAUAAACGGUUCACUCUUGAAAA